UCACCUGUUGGGGGAGGAAACAGAUCAAAGUACACUCUUCCAGAUCACUAUACUCAGAGGACAUAUUUCACCUUCUGGAAUAAUCUGCUGCUUCUUGUUUUUCCCCGAGGAUCUCUGCAGAGACUGAAUGAGAGAACAGCUUUGCAGGAUAAGGUGCCUGCCAAGAUGUUCCAAUUACAAGACCCACGAAUGCUGCAGAUGCUAGAGAAAUCCUUGAGGAAAUUCCUCCCUGAGUCCCUAAAGGUUUAUGGGACUGUCUUCCACAUGAACCAAGGAAACAUGUUCAAGCUAAAGGCCCUGGUGGACAAGUGGCCUGAUUUUAAUACAGUAGUUGUCCGCCCUCCAGAGCAGGAGAUGACAGAUGACUUUGAUCAUUAUACCAAUACCUACCAAAUCUAUUCCAAGGAUCCCAAGGACUGUCAAGAAUUCCUUGGCACAUCAGACGUCAUCAAUUGGAAACAACAUUUACUGAUCCAAAGUUCACAGUCCAGCCUGGAUGAGAAAAUACGCAAUCUUGCAGCCAUAAAACAGGUCAAAGUCAAGCAAUCCCAAUGCAUCCUCUAUAUGAUGCCCAAGACAGCCAGAAGGCUGCUCCCUUCCCUGUCAGAGGCAAACAACUUUACUCUUAAAACUGGCAAGCCCAAAUUCAUUAAUGAAGAGCUGUUUAAACUCUCCUCCCUGGAUGUUACCCAUGCUACCCUGGUGGAUAAAUUCUGGCAUUUUGGUGGCAAUGAGAGAAGCCAGAGAUUCAUCAAGCGCUGUAUUCAGACCUUCCCCUCCUUCUGUCUUCUGGGGCCUGAGGGAAGCCCUGUGUGCUGGAACCUGAUGGACCAGACAGGAGAGAUACGAAUGGGGGCCACCCUGCCUGAGUACUGGGGCCAGGGUCUAAUAUCCCAUACAUUGUUUGUCACUACUCAGACUUUGGAGAAACUGGGCUUUCCUGUAUAUAACCAUACAGACAAAGCCAACAGUAUCAUACAGAAAGCCAGUCAUAAUCUGCACCAUGUCCUCUUGCCCUGUGACUGGAACCAAUGGCAAUGUGUGCCUCUUUGAAGCAGCCCUGAACACAAGGCAGUGUUGAGUGGGUUUGUCCUACAGCAGGAGAAACAUGUGGAUGGAUGCAAAGAAAAAAGGAAUGAUGAUCAGCAAUAAAGCAGUUCAUGUUUUGUGAGCUCUGUAGAAGCAGUGUGGGUGGUCAAGAGGACUGACACAGUCCCGGCUCAUGAAUUUCCCCUGGGUCCAGCAGACCUGGAAUAGACAGAACUUGCUGUAGUGAACCCUGAUAUUGUUCUGUUUCCUACACUUUUGGAUCUCAGUGAUACUCUUUAUUAAACUGCACACUGCCCUAACACUUCUCCUGGUCUCCUAUCUCCGUGUGGAUUGUUGUUGUCAAUGGGGAAAUUGGACAGGUACAUUGCAAAAAAAAAAAAAAAGAAA
This is a messenger RNA of Myotis daubentonii (Daubenton's bat), 1437 nucleotides long. RefSeq names its product glycine N-phenylacetyltransferase-like. NCBI's taxonomy places the organism in Eukaryota, Metazoa, Chordata, Mammalia, Chiroptera, Vespertilionidae. The record is from RefSeq and is a predicted model, not a curated record. Gene Ontology annotation, molecular function: glycine N-acyltransferase activity. Gene Ontology annotation, cellular component: mitochondrion.